AAAUCAACAUGUCAACAUCAUUCAUCGAAUCAAACGGCUACAAUAACUCAGUUUACACUCAAAUGUCAGACGAAUCCUUCAUUAAAAUGGACCAAGAGCUUAAAGAUGAAAUUGAAUUUAAUAAUCUGCUUGGCUCUCAAGAGGUUCCUGAACUCAACGACACACUUGACGAGAUCAAUUUCAUCCUUGAGCUUGGAAAUAAAUUAAAUCUUGAAGGUAAAUUAGGAACACCCGAUUGUAAGCGUCAAGUCAAUGCAAGCUGCUCUACUAAUGGAAUCACCAAUUCAUUCAUAACUGUUAAACCUUCUAAAAGUUUAGAAGAAACUACACAAUAUUUAAAUAAUACUCAAGGCAUGUCUGGAGUCUCUUACCUCAUUAACGAAUCUGAAAUUUUGGAGCUUCAGAAAUUUAAGAAAUCUCCAAAAGGAUUUAACGACACAACCAAAUUCGAAGAUAACUCAGAAACUGCUUACUUUUCACAAAUGUCUGAGGAUUUCCAGAAAGACAGCAUUAGCGAUACAGUCCUUAUUGAAGAUAGCUUCAGACUGCUAGAUGACACUCAACAGACUUCAAAUGAUAUAUAUUUUAAUAGCUUUUUGUCUGAACAUGGAUCCGAAGGUGAACAAAGUGAAGAUGACAACUAUAUUGAGGAGUCUGAACAGCAUGAAUCAACAGUGGAUUCAAGUGACAUAUCUGAAAUUGACUUGACUGACGAUUCAAUCAUUGAGAUUUUGGACGAAUCCAAUUAG
Messenger RNA from Chironomus riparius, 749 nucleotides. The record is from the annotation of a GenBank genome assembly. NCBI's taxonomy places the organism in Eukaryota, Metazoa, Arthropoda, Insecta, Diptera, Chironomidae.